Lacerta agilis (Sand lizard) is the source of this 2967-nucleotide messenger RNA. RefSeq names its product SRC proto-oncogene, non-receptor tyrosine kinase (gene SRC). The record is from RefSeq and is a predicted model, not a curated record. Gene Ontology annotation, biological process: progesterone receptor signaling pathway; epidermal growth factor receptor signaling pathway; cell differentiation. Gene Ontology annotation, cellular component: extrinsic component of cytoplasmic side of plasma membrane. Gene Ontology annotation, molecular function: non-membrane spanning protein tyrosine kinase activity; growth factor receptor binding; ATP binding. The transcript has 14 exons. NCBI's taxonomy places the organism in Eukaryota, Metazoa, Chordata, Lepidosauria, Squamata, Lacertidae. Bases 115 to 1767 code for a protein of 550 amino acids.
GCUAACAUUCCAUGUUUUUCUCUUUUGUAGAUUCCAGGAGAACUGCACUGAUUGAUUUGUCUGCCACCCUGUCCGCCACAGAAAGCUCUGUCAGGUGACAGCGUAUCUUGAAUCAUGGGGAGCAGUAAGAGCAAACCCAAAGACCCCAGUCAACGGAGGCGCAGUCUGGAAUCUACAGAAAAUAUCCAUGGUGGUUGCUCUGCCUCUCAGACACCCAGCAAAACCACAGUGUCAGAUACUCAUCGGACUCCCAGUCGUGUAUUUGGAACAACUACCACAGAACCAAAACUCUUUGGCGGCUCAAAUACAUCUGAUAUGGUUACGUCUCCUCAGCGCUGCGGGCCUCUAGCUGGUGGAGUCACCACCUUUGUGGCCCUCUAUGACUAUGAAUCACGAACAGAAUCAGAUCUUUCUUUCAAGAAAGGGGAACGCCUCCAAAUCCUCAACAACACGAGAAAGGUGGAUGUCAGCAGCCAGAUUUGGUUCAGAUUCAAAUGGCUCCAAAGGGAAGGAGAUUGGUGGCUGGCUCACUCGCUCACAACUGGCCAGAAAGGCUACAUCCCCAGUAACUAUGUUGCACCCUCAGACUCCAUCCAGGCUGAAGAGUGGUAUUUUGGCAAGAUAACCCGCCGAGAAUCAGAACGGUUACUACUCAAUCCAGAGAAUCCCCGAGGGACAUUCUUGGCAAGAGAGAGUGAGACAACAAAAGGUGCCUACUGCCUCUCUGUCUCAGAUUUUGACAAUGCCAAGGGACUCAACGUGAAGCAUUACAAGAUCCGCAAGCUGGACAAUGGUGGCUUCUACAUCACUUCCCGCACACAGUUCAGCAGCCUUCAGCAACUGGUGGCCUAUUACUCCAAACAUGCAGAUGGCUUGUGUCAUCGUCUCACCAAUGUCUGCCCAACCAGCAAGCCUCAAACACAAGGUCUGGCAAAGGAUGCUUGGGAAAUCCCCCGGGAGUCACUGCGGUUAGAGGUGAAGCUUGGGCAAGGCUGCUUUGGAGAAGUGUGGAUGGGGACCUGGAAUGGCACCACCAGGGUGGCAAUAAAGACUCUCAAACCUGGGACAAUGUCUCCAGAGGCAUUUCUGCAGGAGGCACAGGUCAUGAAGAAGCUGCGCCAUGAGAAGCUGGUGCAGCUCUAUGCUGUGGUUUCGGAGGAACCCAUUUAUAUUGUAACAGAAUACAUGUGUAAAGGGAGCCUCCUGGAUUUCUUGAAAGGGGAGAUGGGCAAGUACUUGAGGCUGCCGCAACUGGUAGAUAUGGCAGCUCAGAUUGCAUCUGGCAUGGCUUAUGUGGAGAGGAUGAACUACGUACACAGAGAUCUCCGAGCUGCCAACAUCCUUGUGGGGGAAAAUCUGGUGUGCAAGGUAGCUGACUUUGGACUGGCCCGGCUGAUUGAGGACAAUGAAUACACGGCAAGGCAAGGUGCUAAAUUCCCCAUUAAGUGGACUGCCCCAGAAGCUGCUCUCUAUGGCCGGUUCACCAUCAAGUCAGAUGUAUGGUCCUUUGGAAUACUUCUGACUGAACUGGCCACGAAGGGCCGAGUACCAUAUCCAGGUAUGGUGAACCGGGAAGUGCUUGAUCAAGUAGAGCGAGGCUACCGGAUGCCCUGCCCACCAGAAUGCCCAGAGUCUCUGCAUGAUCUGAUGUGUCAGUGUUGGAGGAAGGAUCCUGAGGAAAGGCCGACCUUCGAGUACCUUCAAGCUUUCUUGGAGGACUAUUUCACAUCAACAGAGCCUCAAUAUCAGCCAGGCGAGAACCUAUAGAUCUGGGAACAGAAUUCAGUGCCAAAGACUCUAUGCUGCUCCUACUGCGUAUGUGCUCAAGCGAGAGACUUUGAGCCAUACUUGAAACAUGUCUGGAGCACUUGCCAGGGUCUCUUCCUCAUUCUGCUGAUUUUCCCUUCCUUUUGAGGAUGGUACGGGGGCCCCUUUGUUAAACAAAUGUGGUGCCCUUGGCUGUUAUGGGUUACCUAAGGCCUCAAUCGGUCAUAAAUUAGCAGUGUCAUGGUUCUACUUUUUUAUAUGAAGUUGGCUACGGUGCAGAAAAACAGGGUUUCAGAAAAGCCAAGUUCUUCCAGAAGAGAAGAGGCCAAAUGAAAACCAGGGAUCCUAUUCCUGUGGGCCACUUGCCCUCUGGAGUCUGCCCUCCCUCCAAACCAUCCUUCACAUCCAUCAGCAAGAACAUGGCGGUCCUGCGUCUGAUGGUGAAGAUGUGGGCUACUUCAUGGCUGCAUGGCUUCAAAGCACUUGGGUCAUCUCUGAUUGACUUAGUGGUGAUGCUACAGCAUUAUGCCUUUCAAAUUCAUAUGGUUUCUGUUCUCUUUUAUGUCUGAAACCAGCACAAUUUCCCCUUUCCUUGUCCUAUCCAAACCCUACUGCGUGGAAUUGGAUUGACUGCUUCACUCCAGGAAAAAAUGGCAGCCCACUUAUAUUUGGAACAUGUCACAUUUCUAUGUACUUAGGGUCCUCUUUUUUAUAUGUGUAUAUAUGUACAAUCUGCCACUGUUCUCUUCUGGGCCACUGAAGAUGUGUCCACCCAGUCUUGUCUUGUGUGUGUGUGGUGCACUUGCUCUUAGCGAUAGAAGAAACAGGACUCAGGGUGCUGGGUUUGCAGUGUUGUAGGGUUUGGUUCAUCUUUGCCUUGGAACAGCGAUAGCAAACGUGGUGCCCUCCAGAUUUUAUUGGACUAUGAUUCCCAUCAUCCCUGAUCAUUGACUGUAUUGGUUGGGACUGAUGGGAGAUGUAGUCCAACAAUAUUAGGAGGGCACCACAUUGGUUACUUCAAUGUUGAAUUGAAGAAACUUCUCGAGGAGGUCAUAGUCUGAAAUUGAUUAGGGAUUUUAAUUUUGAUGCUUGUGGUAGUGAUGGCUUGCGCAUUUUUCAGAGCUGUGUUUGUUCUUGGACUGCAGGCUUGUCUCCCAGCCUAGCCUUUCAACCCUAAUAAAGUGAAAUUAUGAAUAGAAA